Molecule: messenger RNA, 3427 nt
Organism: Neurospora tetraspora
Lineage: Eukaryota; Fungi; Ascomycota; Sordariomycetes; Sordariales; Sordariaceae
Exons: 2
Coding region: 160-3234 (1024 amino acids)
Source: RefSeq, a predicted model, not a curated record
GACUGCCAGGCUAUCAUUGACCUUUUGAAUGCCCACCGGUGCAAUGAAGGCAAGAGGAGACGCCGGAUCUUGGGGAGUGUCAAGGCUGCCUUCAAACUCCCAGGUUUCAAAGAACAGCUGCGCAGUAUCGAAGAAAGGCUGGAUAAAACACAAAAAGCAAUGCAACUGCAUGUUUUCCAACAAUUGAGACAGGAGAUAUCGGAUGCACACGUCACUGUCGUAACCAUUCAAGGCCAUGGAAACACGAUGGCAAUGAGACCCCAGGACAUGACGGCAGCUGACAAGGAGCAAUACCCAUCGUCACCGUCAAUUCACGACCUCAAGGCGCUGAUGGACCAACUCUCUAGCAUGGUUGGAACUCUAGAACUCCUGCGUUUCGAGUCUGUCCUGGCCAGUCUGAACUACGAGACUCGUGAAGUUCGCCACGACACCAUCAAGGAUGCUCAUGUGAAGACCUUUGGGUGGGCACUUGACUCAAACUUUCCUCUCUCGAAAUGGCUUCAGUCGGGAGACGGUAUUUUCUGGGUUUCGGGGAAGCCCGGGUCGGGGAAGUCAACCCUCAUGAAAUUCCUAGCAGAUCACACACAAACCAAAACCUUCCUAAAGCAAUGGGCUGGGGGGAACGAGCUGGUAGUGGCUAGUCACUACUUCUGGUGCUCAGGCACCUUGAUGCAGAAAUCUUGGCACGGCCUGCUCCGAUCUCUGAUUUUCGACAUAUUCAGGAGUUAUCCUUUGUCUAUUCAGCAAGCUUGUCCCGAACGAUGGGCAAGAGCGGGCGCCCCAGGAGCGGCUUCCACGCCGUGGACAAUAGCCGAAUUGGCCAAUGCUCUCCGUGCUAUGGCUACCCUACAACCCAGUUCAUCCCUGAGGUUCUGCUUCUUCAUUGACGGACUCGACGAGUAUGAAGGAGAUCAUCUCGAACUUUGUGAGAUAUUCAAGGGUUUAGUUCGGGCUGGCACUAUCAAGAUGUGUCUUUCAAGUCGCCCAUGGCCAGUCUUUGAGGAUGGCCUGGGCAAAGACCUCUCACGCAAGCUGUACGUCCAGGAUCUGACAUACAACGAUAUCAAGACAUACGUUGCAGCACAACUAGAGUGCCAUCCCAAAUGGAAAACGAACAGCUUGACCGAAACAGAAAGAAUGGACAUGGUCGAAGCGGUGACCAAGAAAGCGGAUGGAGUCUUCCUCUGGGCAUACCUCGUUACGAGGUCCCUCCGGGAGGGUUUGUCAAAUCACGACACAGUUACCGAUCUCACUAGGCGGCUGGAGCACUUGCCAGGCGACCUCGAGAAACUUUUUCGCCAAAUGCUGGAGAGCGUCAACCCCGUCUACCAGAGCAAGAUGGCAUGUUUCCUCCAAGCUGCAACAGUUUACAACCCGAACUCGGUAAACUACAAUUAUCCAGAAAUACCUCUAGACGCAGGAAUAUACUGCAAUAUGGAAAAGGAACUUGACGAGCCGGGCUACGCAUUGCAAUGCUCCCUUGUCCAAAUCUCAAAGGCAUCCAAAACUCACGACACGUUUCAUGAAUGGCUUCACAACGAUAAUGAACACGUAUCUCCCGAACUGCGCACAUGUAUCUCGAAGCGAUAUGCACAAAUGCAGGACAUCAUCAACUCGCGGACAAAAGGGAUUCUAGAAGCACCGAUCAUGCAAAACCGUCCUCAGCCGCCCAUUGUACAAUAUUUUCACAGAACAAUGCACGACUUCAUACAGACGACAGAGAUUCAGGAGUUCCUUUCUUCCAAGUUAAGCAACAAUUUCAAUAUCCAUAUUUGGAUCAUGAAAGGCCACCUUAUUAGAAGAAAGGGAUAUCCGGUUGAAUCCUACCGCUCCGAUUCUUCAUUCAUUGAGCUUCAUUCGGACCUGGGAGAUGAAGUCACACACAUGCUAGCGUGCGCAGCGAAUGCAUUAUCUGUUAUCGAAAGGGAGGACUUCAAAGCCGUAUUCACUCUACUCGACGAAUAUGAGAGGGCUCUUCAUCAUCUUAGCCUCCAAGCUAUAGCCUCUGAACCAUCACGCAAGAACAAGAUGCUGCUUAUGGCACGGUAUGCUGGCAAGCGACCCUACCUCAAUCUUGCCACUUACUUCCGCGAGAUGGUUGUGUUGUAUGCUUGCCGUUCUUUGCUUAGUGAAUACUUUGAAGCUAAAGCAAUGGAGACUCCCGAUUAUCGGGAUGGUCUGCCUGGACCUUUACUCCUCCAAUUUACAGUAUUAAUAUUUUCGGGCAACCUCCGGGGGUUACGCCUCAAUCGAUAUUCUCUGAGACCAUGCCAUAAUAUGGUCGAGCGACUUCUUCGUACUGGGGCAAAUCCAAACGAGCCAUUCAUCGACCAAACUGCCGGAUUCCAUUAUGCCGAAGAAAAAAUGAUUACCUCUAUGCACAGACAGGACCCCAAACAGGAGUUAGAAAGGAUACUGAUCCAGUUCAAGAUAUCACCGUGGGUUUUUCUGAUGCGGAUAUGUUUUUGGCUUUAUGGGGUCCCCGUAUGUCAGUGUACUGGUGACAUGGAGACAUGGCAGUUUCUUACUGCUUUUGAGCCUGAUUUCCGGGUGGUCGGCCUUUAUCUGAACUACGGGGCCGAUCCCAAUGCAGAGUUCUGGGAUCGUGAACCAAAGCCUUUGCUUGAAUGUUCCGAAAAAUGUUACGGCACCAAGAACAUGUCUAUAUUUUCGGUGUUCAAUCCCAGCAUGACUGGUGUUCAAAUUCAUACUCCUACGCAUUACGUGGCAGAGUUUCUAGAGCACCCCAUGUUCGGAAAGCCCCCCUUGUGGUCCAUCUCCUGCUUCUUUGCCUAUAUCUGGUCCCCAUUCCAGCGCCCUUUGCGCCACCAAUAUCAACGGGACUACUUGGCGACUCUGGACACUUUUCUCAGCAAACAUCCAAGCCUGGACGCAUCCAGCCACAUCAGCGACGUUAUCACGAGUUUGGAACUCGAUAGUCUCGGUUGGAUCAUCCUAAACGACGAGCCAAGCAAGUCUCCCUUUGUCCAAUUUUGCGCACACAUCUGCUAUAAGGACACGUGGACAGAGGACUCGGCUCUGAACCAGUUCCGGUCUGCGAUCAUAGAGAAGCUGAUCGGCUACUGCGGUACCAUAAAUGCGGAUGAGAAGUUCUUCACCUUGUUGGAGUUUGGGAUAUCAAAGGCCGAAAAAUGUCCUGAGGAUAUUAAGCGGCGGUUGUUAAUGUUGGACCUUGUCGAAGAGAAUCGAAGCCGUAAUGACAGUGUGAGUUAGAGUCAAGGUGGGAGUGGAUGGAGGUGAUGAAAGUGAGGAGGUCUACGGCUUCUUUCUCCCUUUGAGAGCACGUUUGGUUUGACGGCUCUCAAAGGGGUUGGAUUCUGAAGGGAUGACCUAUGUGCACACGUAAGGAGCUUGAAGCGGAGGUUCAUCUGUUCUGGGAAAGGAUGUGGGCAAGUUCUUCGUAUAA